GCGAUUUGUUGCAGCCCGAAUCGACUUUGAACAGAAAAAUCAUGGAACCAUUUCACUCUAUCCUUAAAAUCUACUACACAAUUCUUGCUGUCAUCGGAAUUCCUGUUAACCUCAUGACGAUUUUGAUCCUAUCUCAGGGAAGAUGUGGUCUUUCAAUUUGUACAACUCGCUACCUGGUGUCCAUGACAACAGCGGACUUGCUGGUUAUUAUCACUGCAGUCUUAUUAUAUCGGGGUAGUUCUUAUUAUUUCCCAGAAUCCUUCCUACAAAUCACACCUGUGUGCCGUGCUACCUUUGUCCUACUUUAUGCAGCCUCAGAAUGUUCUGUCUGGUUUACUGUCACUUUCUCCUUUGAUCGAUUUGUGGCCAUUUGUUGCCAGAAGCUGAAAACAAAGUAUUGCACUGAUAAAAAUGCAGCUGCGAUUUUAUCAAUGACCUGCAUUCUCAUCUGUUUUAAAAAUGUUGCAUUCUACUUUAGAUUUGAACCUGGUGAAAUAAUUGACAGUAUUCCUUGGUUCUGUAAGGAAACUCCAAGCUAUUAUAGUGCACCAGAUUUGAGCGCUUAUCCAGACGACAAUCCUCCAGACAUAAAAAUAUCCAAAAACCAACAGUUGACAUCAGGUUUUACCAUUGAUGACUCCCUCAGUAUCAACAUCCUGGGGGUUAUCAUUGUCCACAACGGAGCUGGAGUUGACAUAAUAAUAGAAUGUCUACAGGAGCAGCUCAAAGACUAUGCACACUGGAGUGAAAACCUCACACGUUGGCACAAGUCAAAAACUGCUGAAGAAAAUUAA
This is a messenger RNA of Stegostoma tigrinum, 794 nucleotides long. Its product is annotated as probable G-protein coupled receptor 139. Bases 42 to 794 code for a protein of 250 amino acids. Lineage: Eukaryota; Metazoa; Chordata; Chondrichthyes; Orectolobiformes; Stegostomatidae. Gene Ontology annotation, cellular component: membrane. Gene Ontology annotation, biological process: G protein-coupled receptor signaling pathway. Gene Ontology annotation, molecular function: G protein-coupled receptor activity. The transcript has 3 exons. The record is from RefSeq and is a predicted model, not a curated record.